Messenger RNA from Symbiodinium sp. CCMP2456, 1098 nucleotides. The record is from the annotation of a GenBank genome assembly. Lineage: Eukaryota; Dinophyceae; Suessiales; Symbiodiniaceae.
GAACAUCUGCAAACGCUGGCAGGGGCCGUGGCACCGGAGGGCCCUGGCUUCUUCUACUUGAAGAUCCCGAGCGAGGAGCUCGUACGGUUGGCGGAGGAUGUGCUGCAGCGCUCCAGAGAGUUCUUUGCGCUCCCACCCGCAGAAAAGCAGAUGCUGGACAACUCGGAGGCACUGUGGUACUGGGUGAAGGACGCAGAGAGCGGUGCCAUAGCAUCAAUACCGUCGACAGGUUCAGGCUAUCGGGGCGUGAGCAAGGAUGCCAACUUUUCGGGAGACAUGCGCGAAUCCUACAACCUCGGGGCACCGUCUGAGAUCCUCGUCGUCUCCAGCGACACCUGCGGCAUGGGGGCGAAUCCAUGGCCCGACUCAACGACAACCCCCAGCGCCAGAGAGAGCUGGUGUCAAACUUUUCGGCUGCAGGCGGCGGAGUAUUUCGCACAGUGCCUGGCGACUUGCAGUACCCUGCGGAAGAAGUUGGAGGACCCGAGCUGCCUCGGCCCUUUUCUGCUGGACAGCCUGGCGUCGGAUCGAGCCUUCGAGCGCUCCACGAGCCUACUGGGCUUCACGCACUACAACUACUCCCAGUUUCGCCCGGCAGAAGGAUAUUCUGGAUCGGAGAAGACACAGCAGCGAGCUUUUGGUAUCCGCCCACAUCAAGAUGAUGGAUUGUGCACCUUGCUCUACACGGAUGGACAGGGAGGCCUCGAGUACGCCAAGGGACUUCGGGAGGCCUCGUCGGAGAUGUCGCUCUACUCCGGAACGCAUUGCAGAGCAGACCUUCAGUUCUCAGAUGCUGUGAUUUGGGAGCCCGUUCCCUUCCUGCCAGGGCACUGGAUCGUCAACCUCGGUACAGACCUCUUCCGCUGGGCCGCGCAGUCCUCGAGCCAGUCGGCUCUCUGUCGCCCCUGCAAGGCCACCCUGCAUAGGGUCGUGCCAAUUACUGGCACCACUGAUCGCUACUCUAUGCCAUUCUUUUACGAGCCGAACUUGGAUGUGCGUGACCCCUACCCUCCACAUACAGCCAGGUACGAGUACUUGAUCCGGGACGCUGCGGACGGUGUGGUGCGAAAGCUACAGGAGAAGUCCGGGAAGCCAUGA